Botrytis deweyae is the source of this 1717-nucleotide messenger RNA. RefSeq lists its product as uncharacterized. Gene Ontology annotation, molecular function: cellulase activity. Gene Ontology annotation, biological process: polysaccharide catabolic process. The coding region runs from base 695 to 1717 and encodes 340 amino acids. The transcript has 3 exons. Lineage: Eukaryota; Fungi; Ascomycota; Leotiomycetes; Helotiales; Sclerotiniaceae. The record is from RefSeq and is a predicted model, not a curated record.
UAUCUUGGUUGUCUCUUCGUGUGGUUCUUCUUUCAAAUGUACGCUCUGUGAGGUGAUGGAAAACGUCCUUUAAGAGGGUCGAGUACCAACAGAUGGUCAUAAGUAUAAGGUUAACCAACAACGUAGGUCUCCUGGAUCUGAAUUUCUGUUGGAUUUGAAUAGACCUCGAGUGAGGACCUUUAAGUUGCAAUCUACAAGGCGCAGUAAAUUCCAUAUUGUAGGAAUUCUUGGCCAACAAUUUAGACCUCUGAAAAGUCAGCAUAAUCCGACAAUCGCUAUACUGAAGAUUCCUGAGGAAAGUGCUUGUUCAUUGUCGUCUUGUUGGUUGGUUCUCUCAAUUUUGAAUUCUCCAGUGUCGAUUUCUGGGACUUCAUCUAGUUCUCGCUCAAUUGAGGAUUUAAGUCGUCUUUGUUAUAUACUAUUAUCUUGUGUCAAGGGAAGCAUCUGGUACAAGCGUUUUUAUCUUCAAUUCCUCACACUCCUUGAGAUAUUCUCCUAUAUUCAUAUUCAUCUUGCUGUCGGACAGUCACAAGCAGUCAUUCCGUCCGUCUUUCAUCAUUAAUAACCAUUCAAGGAACACUCGACGUACUGCAUUCAUGUCCUCAUGACUUUCCAAGUCUUACAUUGCAGUUCUCACAACCAUUGUUCUCUCACCUGAAUCAAAACUAUUCUUUCCCCGUCGACCCCUUGCGAAAUGUUUCUCAGUCCUCGAUACAAAUUCAUUAUCUACCUCUUCCCUUUUCUCACACUAUCAAUACAUGCACAAAUGACACAGAUAUGUGAUUCUACAAAUGCAACAACGAAAUCUGGAAGAUACACAUUCUUCCCAGACAUUACAACGACUGAUAAAGAUGGAUAUCAAUGCACAGAUUUCUCCCUCGCCGACGAAAACAGCGGUAGCGUAGGCUCAACAACUCAAUUCAACACCACUUUUUCCUGGUCAUCCUCCCCCGAUAUCUCGACCCCGCACUCCUUCCCCUCCCUAACCCUCAAUCUCCCCUCCAUCCUCCCCAUCCCCAUCUCCAACAUCUCUCUCUUCCCCAUCACCAACAACUGGGCCCUCUACCCCGGCAACCCUCUCCACACCAUCUCCGCCACCACCCCCGAUUCCCUACUAAACGCAUCCGUCAUCGCCGCCUGCUACCUGAACAUCUAUCUCGAUCUCGAACCCUCCCUCUCCCUCGACAAACGAUUCUCCGCCACCAAAAUCUCCAUCUGGCAAGCCAACUACGGAGGCUUAAUCCCCCUCGGUUACAACGACACCACAUCCACAAUCACCAGACCGGUCAUCAAUCUCGCCGGAAUCUCAUAUACUCUCUACGUAUCGCAAACCUCCCCAUCUACUUCCUCUUCUUCUGCGUAUUCGAAUUCCUCCACAGUAGUAAACGAUGAACCGCAAGUCCCACAAACGAUAUACACGUGGUAUCCCUCCGUCAACGCCACAAGCCUCACCGCAAUGGAUAUCUCCCCCCUGCUCAAUUAUCUCUGGAGAGAAGUAUAUAUCUCGAGUAACACGUACGUGGGAUUUGUAGAGUGGGGAUUGGAUGCGAGAAAUAGUAUUGGGAAUGUAACGUGGAGUGUGUAUGAGACGGGGAUGACUGUUAAACCGGGGACGCCGGUGAGGGCUGUGGGGAUGGGGAGAAGGAAGGAGGUGGGGAGGGGCGAGAUGCUGGCGCUGGUGGGGUUGUUUUUCGGGGCUGUGGUGUUGUUUGGAUAG